Nannospalax galili (Upper Galilee mountains blind mole rat) is the source of this 4767-nucleotide messenger RNA. RefSeq names its product transmembrane protein 141. The record is from RefSeq and is a predicted model, not a curated record. The transcript has 16 exons. Bases 3115 to 4704 code for a protein of 529 amino acids. Lineage: Eukaryota; Metazoa; Chordata; Mammalia; Rodentia; Spalacidae.
UAUGCCGCGUGCCAGUCGAACGCCUUCAUGAAGGGCCUUUUCACCUUUGUCACAGGCACCUCUGGGACAUUCGGCUUGCAAAUGUUCAUCCAGAAGAAGUUACCAUACCCUGUGCAGUGGAGCUUCCUGGUGGCUGCUGAUCAUCACAGUUAAGAGAGCUCCGGCCACUGGAUAGUAGAGGAUUUGGUGCAGUGGGAGUCCGGGAACACAGACCUCAGGUCCCACUAACUCCAGGCUGGUCCUCCCUGCUUCACCCAGGGCCUCCCCAAACCUUUGAGAGUUGUCUGUCCUCUGCACAUGUGCAUGGCCAGGCCUGACAAAACUGUGAAAACACUGCUACAGGAAACCCAGGACCUGCCCAGGACACCAUCUCACAAAGAGCCGUGGGGAGAGGCCCUGUUCCUCCAAGGCAGUGAGAAGCCAGGUCAGUGCUGUCAACCAGAGAGGGUCAUGUCCUGUUGCAGACAACUGUGGGGACAGAAGACUGCAUGUGGUGAAAGAUAUCCGUGUACUUUCCCUGACCCCUGCACCCCAAAUCCAAGUGGACAGCGGGUAUUGGAGACAUGGGGCUAAUAAAUAGUUUGUCUGUUUUCCCAGCUGAAAUCUAAAGCAUUAACAAACAAGGCAGGGCGUAAGAAGACUUGACCAAACACUUGCGUGGUUGCACAGCUGACACAUGCAGAAGUUCCUAAUACAGAGCCCAGAACUGGACAUUCCUACCAGCCCUGCAGGCUUUGUAGGACCACCGAGGCCUCUCCUCAUGGAGAACUACAGCUAUACAAUAUGGCCAGAGGAUUGAACAGAGGUAGGGGCAAGUUCAUAGGUCACGCCCACCUGCUUGGCAUCAGUGGAACCCACUUUCCAUGGAGGAGGAAGCAGAGCUUUCUCCAUAAAAAGUGUUGGGGGGGGGGUCAGACCACCCACACCAACCAGCCCUGUAAGAAGAACAACAAUGGUCCCAACCUUAGCAUCCCAGAAGCACAAAGGCUCAGCCCCAGCCAGUCCUUAUACCUCCACCAAGAUCGUUGAUCAGAAGGGUGUCUAUAAAGACCUGAUGUGCUCUCAAAGCUGGUGGGCAGGCAGAAUGGAAGACAGCCUCCUCCCCCAACCCAUAGCAGAAGGUUGAGUAGGCUAGUUUUCAUAUAAAAAUCCAGGGGGUGGUAUAUCAGUGUGUACACUGUUGCUAACAAGACACCACAGACUUGAGUGGGUUAUAAGAAAAGACAUUCAUUUUUAGCCUGUGGUUCUGGAGGCUCAAGGCCCAGGGGCCACAUCUGGUGAUGGCUGUCUAUCUGGCAGAGCACAGAAGAAUCACAGGUCAUCACACAGACAGAGAUAGAGCACACAUGUCUCUCUUUUCUAUAAAUCUCUCAGGAUUUGAUCAUGGUGGCUUCACCCUGGCAAUUUAAAUUCUAACCACCUCUCAGAAACCCUACCUUGAAACAUCACAGUCCUAUUUUCUACCCUCUCAAUACCUCACAAUGGGGGUUAAACUCCAGCAGGAGUUUUGGAAGACAAACCAUCUCCAAACACUGGCAGGAGGUCAGGGAUGUACUAGGGUCAGGGACCAGGCUCCCUUCAUCUGCCCCCUGCUGUAAUGGCUCCCACUUCCAAAUCUAGCUCAUCGGUCCAAGUGGCUCCACCAACUCCAGCCAUUGUGUCUUCAUUCCAUUUAGCAGAAAGGGGGAGGAGGACAGACCACCCACCACUUCUGCUUACACACCACUGGCCAGAACUAAGUCACAUGGUACAUCUACACCCAGGAAGGAAACCUUGUCCUGGUCAAACAUGUAUCCCACUAAAAUCCAGGGAUUCUGAGAGAAAGGGAAGAGCCAAUAUUGGGGGAUAUAAGUUGACUCUGCCUCAGCUGGACACCAAGCUGGGCCACCAAAAACUAGGGAGGUGAGCAAGCCAUGGCCAUGCAGGUCCCUCCAGCCCUCUAAGGAUGAGGUCUGGGCCAGAAGGAAGGUAAGGUGUGAAUAGAGUUUAGACUGGACGUUGGUGGGGAAAGUGAUCGAAAGGUAAGGGAUCUGUGUGAGAGGUCACAGGAAAAUGAGCUCUAAUAUGUCCAUGUGGUCUAAUUGCACCCCCCAAAAUUCAUACACUGAAGUCCUAAGCCACAAGGACCUCAGAAAGUAAAUAUUGGAAGUAGGCCCUUUAACGAGAUGAUUAGGGCUUAAUAACACUAUCGGGGGUGUUAAUCCGAUCUUGCUGGUAUCCUUAUAAAAUGAAGAGAUUAGGACACACCCUGGCACAGAGGGACAUGAACAUGAGGUCACAGGAGAAGAGAGCAUCCACAGUCAAGGAGAAAGGCAACAGAGGAACCAGCCAUGCACCACCCUGACCCAGCUUUCUACUCUUCGACUGAAGAACAAAUGCCUAAGUAGUAAGCUGGUGCAGACUCAUGCAGACUAGUUUGUGGAAAGUGUUCCAUCUCUUAUACCCCAUGGUGACCUAGGCUGCUGAGUGCUCCUGACACACUGUUCUAAGGGAAGGGGUAGUGUGAGGAGCUGUGGACCUACCACUACUGAGUAAUUUGUGAACCAAGGCCCAGGGAGGUGAGGGAGACAGGGAUCAAGCAGGCUGGGCACCAGGCAGGCCAACUGUGUUGAGAAGCUAUGAGAGAUGGGCAGAAGCUGAGAUUGGGUCCCAGGUCACCCAGGGCCUGGGCUUGAACUGGGAGUAUGGGUGAGGGACAAAAGUCUUGCCAAGCAAGUGACCAGUGGUGUUAGGUAUGGGAGGCUCAUUCCAACUGCUUUGUGAGCCUAAGGGCAGAGGAGGGGACACAGAGGUGCAGAGGUAUGGGGUGAGCAUUGUGCUAAACCAUCCCCAAUCGACCAUCACUACCCAGAGGUCUCUGGUGCCCUGCAAAGCUCCUUAACAGUAAGAGGCUUCCCUAAGACUCCUUUCCCUUAGGCAAGCACCCAGAGGUGAGUCUAAAGCUAGAAUUCCAGAAAGCCAAAGUUCCAGGGUUCCCUGGGCAUUGAGAACCUUGGUCCCCAUCACAGUGGUUUAAAAUUCCAGGGACAAUCUGAACCUAGGCUCAGUUGAGCAGCCAACUUCCCAGAGAGGGUGGGAGGCUCAGAGGUCCCCUGGAGGACUUUUAGGGCCACCAUGAAGGUGCACAAUGAGGCAGCUGUGGAAGCACAGAUACAUGAGCUAAGGACCAUCACUCGGCUCCAGGAGCAAUGUCGGGCACUUCAGAUCCAGGGCGUGAAGGAGAAGAAAGCGCAGAACAAGGCUACGCUAAGCCUCCUGCGCAGCAACGUCCGCCGUGGGGCACAGGGCUGGGCUUUGGCCCAGAAGUACGACCAAUGGACCAUCUCCAAGGCCUGCGCAAAGGACGCGUCCGUAAGGCUGGCACACUGCCGAUCGAUGGAGGUGGCUCGGGAGAAGCUGCGCAAGUACGUCUUCGACCGCGUGAAUGCGCACAACGUGCUGAUCCACCUGGCACGGCUGCGCGGACAGAAGCUUGAGAGCCUGCGGCAGGAGCUGACCAGCCUGCAGAGCCAGCCCGAGGCCACCAAGGACGAGCUGCGGCAGCAGCAGAUUAUCCGCCAGCUGGAGAACAACAUCGAAAAGACCACAAUCAAGAUCACCACCAGCCAGAACAUCCACACACUAUACACAGAACUCUUGGACUACUUGAAGAAGGUACUGGCGGAAUACCCCACAGAGCUAGACAAGCUCCAGACCCUGGUGGACAACUACUGCUCAGAGCUGUCAGAUAUGACAGUCAUGUCCCAAGAAGCAAUGAUGAUUACUGAUGAGGUCAAGAGGAACAUGAGAGAAGGGGAAGCCACCUUCAUCGAGGAGCGCAGGGCACGGGAGAACCGACUGAACCAGCAGAAGAAGCUUAUCCACACCAAGGAGACCAGCGAGAAAUACCGCCGGAGCCUGAGGGACUUGGAUUUCCCCUCCAAUCUGUUGAGUGUGGAGUCCCUGAGGGUGAGGAAAAGAGAAGCUUCCACAGCAGAUAUGGAAUAUCAGACGGAAGUGACUGCUUUGGUGGAGAGGGUCAAAUCUGCUGUGCAGUGUUCCCAUUUUUGUGACAUAGCUGGCCGCUUCCUGGCUCAGAAGAACACGGAGGAGAACCUGGAGCUGCAGAUGGAGGACUGUGAGAAGCAGCGGGCACAGCUGGAGGCCCUGAUGAAGAAGCUCGAGCUUGAGGAAACGCUGCUUAAGUUCCACCAGACGCCCAGCUCUGUUGGCUUUAACUCUAUAGAGAAGAUGAAGACUAUGCUGGAAGAGGAAGAAGCAAGGCUCCAGCUGGCCCACAGCAACAUGAACAAGAGCCAGCAGCUGCUUCUGAUCAUCCAGACAGGCAUUGACAACCUCUACAUCCGGCUCAUGGGCAUCACCUUGCCAGCCACCCAGAAAGAAGUAGUCAUCUCAGACACCCUUGAUGUGCACGGCAAGCUGGACUAUUGCGAGGGGAAGCUUACAUACUUGGCUGACCACAUGCAGAUGCUGUCCAGAACUGAGGAGGUUGACACCAAGGUGAGGGAUGCCCUGGAGUCGUCAACUCUAAAGGAGAGACAUAAUACCAGAAUCACCUUUGAGGACCAAGAGGAAGACAUGAUAGAAACCUUCCAGUUUGCGGACGUGGACCACAGCUACGUCCCUUCGCGGGCCGAGAUAAAGAAACAGGGCCAGUGGCUGAUCGAGGGGAGGUUCAAGGCGUCCAAGAAGAAGAAGAAGUAGCCCCGCCUGUGCUCUGUUACACUAAUAAACAUCUUUUUCCAGGACUGCCCCAGAGCCGAGAGA